GGAAGAGAGGAGAGGAGAGGAGAGGAGAGAGUUGUGAGCGUGCCGCCCGGCCACAGCUUUCGCAGGCGCGCGCUGCACGGAUGCUGGAGGCGCUCGCCGCGCGCCCUGCUCCCCGCCACCAUGUCCAACCCUCCGCACGACCCGUUCUACUCGUCGCCCUUCGCGCCGUUCUACCGGAGACACUCGCCGUACGUGGUGCAGCCCGAGUACCGGAUCUACGAGCUCAACAAGCGCCUGCAGUCCCGCACCGAGGAGAGUGACAAUCUGUGGUGGGAUGCAUUCGCUACAGAGUUUUUUGAGGAGGACGCCACACUGACCCUCUCCUUCUGUCUGGAGGAUGGACCAAAGAGAUACACCAUUGGACGGACCCUCAUCCCUCGUUACUUCAGCACGGUGUUUGAAGGAGGAGUGACGGACCUGUAUUACAUCCUCAAACACUCCAAAGAGUCCUUCCACAACUCCUGCAUCACUGUGGACUGCGACCAGUGCACCAUGGUCACCCAGCACGGCAAGCCCAUGUUCACCAAGGUGUGCACGGAAGGACGUCUGAUCCUGGAGUUCGCCUUCGACGACCUAAUGCGGAUCAAGACGUGGCACUUCACCAUCAGACAGUACCGUGAGCUCAUCCCACGCAGCGUCCUCGCCAUGCACGCUCAAGACCCUCAGGUUCUGGAGCAGCUCUCCAAAAACAUCACCCGAAUGGGUCUCACCAACUUCACCCUCAACUACCUCAGGUUGUGUGUUAUCCUGGAGCCCAUGCAGGAGCUCAUGUCCCGACACAAGACCUACAGCCUCAGCCCCAGAGACUGUCUCAAAACCUGCCUGUUUCAGAAAUGGCAGCGGAUGGUGGCACCACCAGCGGGACAUCCACAGAACUUCAAAACGGAAAUUUUCCCCACAAAUCACAAGAAAGAGCCCACUCGACAGACCACCACGAAAAGGAGAAAGAGAAGGAACUCGGCCAGCAGCGCGUCUAACAGUAGCCUUGGCAACAGUGCAGGCAGUAAGAAACGGAGCCCAGCCAACAGCUUCAACCUGACCAGCCAGGUACCUGAUGUGAUGGUGGUGGGUGAGCCCACCUUGAUGGGUGGGGAGUUUGGUGAUGAGGACGAGCGUCUGAUCACACGGCUGGAGAACACGCAGUACGACGCCACCAACGGCCUCGACGACGAUGACGACUUCACCAGCUCGCCGGCACUCGGCAACAACAGCCCGUGGGCCAGCAAGCCACCCCCAGGCCAGGACAGCAAACCAGAGAGCACAGCCUCCCAACCCUCUCAGUAAAGAGACACUGCACGCAGUGCUGCCUCUGCGCCAUCAGGGUGGCGCUAUCUCUCUCUCACACACACUCUCUCACUCUGUUUUCUUUUUUCCACCAACAAGAUGUCGAAACCUGUGGUUCUCGGAAACUUGGAAAUGGCAGUUCCACCGCCUUGUGAUGCCGUUCUCCCACAGCUCACAGGAGUGUUGCAUGAUACAACUAAAAGUAAAGGGUCUGUCAUUAUAAAAUCUUUAGUCUGAAUAACAGGUUGAUGUGCUACAUGCAGUGAAUUCGGCGUUUAAAGGAAUUAGGCAAACCAGCUUUAAAUGGUUGGCUACUGUGCAGUUUGAAGAGCAAGCAUGCUAACUAGCACAAUAGCCUGAAGUUUACCUGAAGUUGUCAGUGAAUCUAGAUACAUUUUUAUCAAGUUUCAGAUCAUAUUCUUUUAAAACUUACUAAAGCUUUUGGCAGAUUAGCUACUGUGCUUUUUCUAUGAGGAAAGGAUUAUUAUUUGAAGCUGUGCCAAACCUGAGUUUUAUUAGCGGUUUAGCCGACAGCUAAUAACGAGAUUAAACUAAAAUUCUCCACAAAACACAGUAAAUUCAGUUUGUUCCUGCACCACAGAGACUUGAGCUUUUACUUGGUCUUAUAUCAGUCAACUGGUGAACCUCUGUGCUAAAUGCCAACAAGCUUCCAAAAUACACCAAAUUCUGGAUUUGCUGGUUUGUCUAGCAGGAAAAUCAUGAUUUCCCUGCUGCUAUUGUUUAUUUUUUCCCAAAAAAAUUUGGAAAAUAGAGGGUCUUUUGUGAACUUCAUACUGUCCUGACAUUUUAAUGCCCUACAACCCUUUAGAUCACCAUUCCUUAGUUCCAGACCAACAGGUUAAUGAGACUGGAAUGGCUACGAUUUUGUGGAGACGUGUGGAACAACUCAAAUUUAGGCUCUGGCACCUCGUUGGUGGAAAAAGGCAUGUUGUUUUCCGACCUCACUUUCUAUCCCAAUGAUGUAAUUCCCCUGUCAUGAUUUCAAUGGCACUGUCCAUUUUCUCCAGAGACUUUAAUUUCUUUGCUUUGGGCAACACGUUGAGAAGCUCAUCAGACUAAACAAUGGAUACUUCUAAAAAUGGACUGAAAAAGGAAAGAAUGCCAUGAAAAGAAAAACCUGCACUGAUGUGUGAGAUGUUUUGGAGGACUAAAGCAGCCCAAACAGCAGCAUAUAAACUAUAGACGGUCACCAAGGUAGCAAUACAUCUCCAUGGCGACUGCAGUUUCCAGCUGCGCUGGACGACGGCCAAUCACAGACGAGAAGGGUGCUGUUGGUUGUCCUCUCAUUGGAGAGCCGCCGAACUCCGAAAGCAGCCGCUGAGGCCGACCCCUUCACAAUUACAUCGUUUUAGGUUCACUCAGCUUUAUUAUUAUCAUCAUUUUUUUCAUUCCUCUUCAGUUUCUUGCAUUCUUCCGAGACAAAGAGGUUCCUCGUCUUUUGCUCGUGUUUGAGGGGGGAGAAGAGAUUCCGCAAUUGUGUAAAAUUUACAGUUGUAAUUUUACCAAAAAAAAAUUAUUUUGUUUUCUGGGUCUAACUGUGUUAUUUUUAAGGACGUUGUGAAUAAUCUGUGAUCUCCUUGUACUGUACCAAUGAGGUUGGGACUCGUUCUCCGAUCGAAGGCACAUAUUGAAAAGCAUAUUCGUCCAAAUCUUACCUCUUUAUCCCUUUAACAACCUGUUCCCAGACUGGACUGUAACACGUUCCUGCAUGAUGUUUUGAAAUCUGUAAAGCAUUUUCUGUUCAUUUCCGUGGUUGGAGGCCACGCUGGGUUCAGUUCAUCGGUUUAGGAAAGCUGUCAGAAGGGUUGUGGCUGUGUAAAUAAAGACGCCGUCCGCUCUGUUGGAUCCUGUUGAAGGCCACUGGCCCUGAUGUGUAAAGGCAGCUGUUUUGAUUGACUUUCAGUUGGCAGUGUGGUUACAGGCCUCACCAGUGUGCACCUAAAUGAGAGACGUACUUUAAUUAAGCAUAAAAAGCUUAUCAAUUCAGGAUCAGGUGGCUCUGCACAAAUAGAGACUUUGUGUAUUGUGUAAAAUUUCCAGUAAUAUGAGGUUAAAAUGUGCAAAGGUAUAGAAUUGAACAAUGAUGUUGACGAUGAUGAUGAUAAUGGUGGUGAUGAUGCCGAUAAUGGUCAGAAUGGUCUAUACCCAGCCAGCCAAACCAUGUAUUUUGGGUCUGUUCCUUUUGUCUUUUAACCGUUUUUACAAUUCAGACUUUUUUCCCCUAAAUAACUUAUACCCUGCUGUAUUUCCAACAUAAUGGACGAGACUUCUCAGAGUUCUCAGAGGUCUUGUUCCAAUCUUGUAUUACUAGAACUCUGCACUCUUUGUAUAAUAUUUAGCAGAGGUGUUUUUGUGUCAUAUCCAAAGUCUUGUAUGUAUGCUUUGCCAUUUUGUGUGCCAAUAAAACGUGCUUACAGGAUGAA
Messenger RNA from Pygocentrus nattereri (red-bellied piranha), 3728 nucleotides. It is a transcript of the gene ldb2a, whose product is annotated as LIM domain binding 2a. Gene Ontology annotation, molecular function: LIM domain binding. The coding region runs from base 121 to 1284 and encodes 387 amino acids. Gene Ontology annotation, cellular component: transcription regulator complex; nucleus. Gene Ontology annotation, biological process: negative regulation of transcription by RNA polymerase II; nervous system development; positive regulation of transcription by RNA polymerase II. NCBI's taxonomy places the organism in Eukaryota, Metazoa, Chordata, Actinopteri, Characiformes, Serrasalmidae. The record is from RefSeq and is a predicted model, not a curated record. The transcript is spliced from 9 exons.